Aureobasidium namibiae CBS 147.97 is the source of this 1098-nucleotide messenger RNA. RefSeq names its product protoheme IX farnesyltransferase. The annotation marks the transcript as partial. Gene Ontology annotation, molecular function: protoheme IX farnesyltransferase activity. The transcript has a single exon. Gene Ontology annotation, biological process: heme biosynthetic process. NCBI's taxonomy places the organism in Eukaryota, Fungi, Ascomycota, Dothideomycetes, Dothideales, Saccotheciaceae. The record is from RefSeq and is a predicted model, not a curated record. Gene Ontology annotation, cellular component: mitochondrial membrane; mitochondrion.
CUACCUCCCGAUGCCUCGAGUGCCCUGUCCAGUAUCGCAGCUCAGGCCGCGCCUACCUCUCUACGCCGUCGUAUGGCCACCUACCUCUCCCUCACCAAGCCGCGCCUGGCCUUCCUCGUCGUUCUCACCACCACCGCCUCAUAUUCGCUAUACCCCGUACCCUCUCUACUCUCCACCGCAGCCACCCAUACUCCCUCGCUGAGCAGCUUGACCCUGCUGUUCCUUACCACCGGUACAUUCAGCACAAUCGCAUGCGCCAACACACUGAAUAUGCUAUUCGAGACCAACCACGAUGCUAAGAUGAGCCGCACCCGCAACAGACCUCUGGUGAGGAAACUGGUCAGCCCUCGUGCUGCUGUUCUGUUCGCUCUGGCUGCCGGUGCUACCGGCACUGCUAUCCUGUGGUACGGCGUCAAUCCCACCACUGCCAUGCUGGGUGCCGCCAACGCCGUGCUGUACGCCUGCAUAUACACUCCGCUCAAACGCAUACACCCCGUCAACACCUGGAUUGGUGCCAUCGUCGGCGGUAUUCCACCACUGAUGGGCUGGUGCGCAGCUGGAGGCCACUACAUCACCUCCUCAUCACCACAAUCUCUCGCUGAUGAAGCUUCGGCUCUGCUCUUCAGCCCAGCAUCUGCAGGUGGUUGGUUACUCGCUGCUCUACUCUUUGCCUGGCAGUUUCCCCACUUCAACGCCCUCUCCCACCCUAUCCGCCAUGAAUACCUCGCUGCUGGAUACCGCAUGCUGGUUUCCCUCAACCCUCGCAUGAACACCCGCGUCGCAUUACGCUAUUCGCUACUCAUGUUCCCCAUCUGUAUCGGCCUCAGCUACGUCAAUGUCACAGACCGCUAUUUCGUGGUUACAUCGUCCGCAAUCAACGGCUGGAUGGCCUAUGAAGCUUUUCGCUUCUGGCGCAGUGGGGGUGGAGAAACAAAAACUGCGGUCUUGACGGCUAGAGCGCUGUUCUGGGCGUCAGUGUGGCAUUUGCCUAUAGUGCUUGUUUUGGCCAUGGCGCACAAGAAGGGCCUUUGGGAUGGUGUUGUGAGGGGUGUCAAGGGCGUGCUUGGGUACCCUGAUGGAGAGGAGGAUGAAUGGGAG